Messenger RNA from Cornus florida, 1040 nucleotides. RefSeq lists its product as uncharacterized. Gene Ontology annotation, cellular component: membrane. Gene Ontology annotation, biological process: protein ubiquitination. The record is from RefSeq and is a predicted model, not a curated record. NCBI's taxonomy places the organism in Eukaryota, Viridiplantae, Streptophyta, Magnoliopsida, Cornales, Cornaceae. Gene Ontology annotation, molecular function: ubiquitin-protein transferase activity; zinc ion binding. Bases 146 to 862 code for a protein of 238 amino acids. The transcript has 7 exons.
AUUUGAAAACAAAAGGGUAGUUUUGGAACUUCAAUUAUUGCUUCUUUUAUUUAAAGUUCAAGACAACAGGGAGGGGUAGAAAGAAACAAAGAGCUAGAAAGAGAAAGAGAAAGAGAGAGAGAGAGAAACAGAAUUUUGAAGAAAGAUGGGUGAUGUUGUAUUGUUUGUGGAGGAUUUGAAAUCAGCUUCUUCAAUCAGCUUUUGCAGAAUCUGUCACGAAGAAGAGUUUGGGAGCUGCAAUAGCUUGGAAGCUCCCUGCGCUUGUUCUGGAACUGUCAAGUUUGCACACAGAGAUUGUAUACAGAGGUGGUGUAAUGAAAAGGGCAACACUAUUUGUGAAAUUUGCUUACAGAAAUUUGAACAAGGGUAUACAGCUCCUCCUAAAAAGCCCCAAUUGGUUGUUGAUACAGCAGUAACCAUAAGAGGAAGCUUGGAAGUUCCAAGGAGAGAGAGAAGGACACAAAAUGGAGGAGUGGCGGCCAUGGCAGAAGGACGACAGAGGGUAGAAGAAACCGAAAACUCCGAAUGCUCGUCGCCGGCUGAUACAAAUACGGCCUCUUGGUGCAGAACAGUGGCUCUCAUUUUUACAGCUGUUCUGUUAGUGAGACAUCUGCUUGCUGUACUUAGUGGGGAAACAGAGGAUUAUCCAUUUACACUUUUUACUAUGCUUAUUUUAAGGAUGAGUGGAAUUCUUCUUCCAAUGUACAUAUUGGUUCGGACUAUCACUGCCAUUCAAAACAGUAUCAGCCGUCACUAUCAGGAGUGUGAUGAUGAAGAGUCCAACUCUGAUGAAGAAGAGGACGAGCAGCAGCAGCAUCACACAGUUGAAAUGCACUCACAACAUAUUUUUUCCUCACAAUAGAGCUUCUAAAUUGUAUUAUUAUUAUUAUUACUAUUAUUAUCAAUAAUUAUUAUUAUUAAUUUAUUAAUUAAUUAGAGCAUUACAUCAAUGCUCAUCUGUUUCAAGGUUCCCCCUUUUUUGUUGGGGACCCACUGUAUACAAGUCUACUGAGUAAAAUAUUUAAACUUUUAUAGCUUCA